This is a messenger RNA of Odontomachus brunneus, 5016 nucleotides long. Its product is annotated as glutamate receptor ionotropic, kainate 2-like. Gene Ontology annotation, molecular function: transmitter-gated monoatomic ion channel activity involved in regulation of postsynaptic membrane potential; glutamate-gated receptor activity. The coding region runs from base 377 to 3085 and encodes 902 amino acids. The transcript is spliced from 15 exons. NCBI's taxonomy places the organism in Eukaryota, Metazoa, Arthropoda, Insecta, Hymenoptera, Formicidae. Gene Ontology annotation, cellular component: postsynaptic membrane; plasma membrane. Gene Ontology annotation, biological process: monoatomic ion transport; synaptic transmission, glutamatergic; modulation of chemical synaptic transmission. The record is from RefSeq and is a predicted model, not a curated record.
CGUACGAUAUGCGCUGGAUCGCGUAAGAUACGCGGCCGCGACGCUCCUUGUCGCGAGAGUUCGCGCUUACAAUUUCGCGUAACGCGACGAGACGGAUCGACACGUUCGUAGAAGGCCUCUGAAAUGGCCCCGAUAAAUAGGCAUGAAUGCCGUCUGCCGAUGAAUGAAUGAAAAAGAACACGCCAGACUGCGUGCAUUUGGCACGAUGACAGUAGACUCCGUGGAACUCUGAAUGCGUGUGAUGUUGCUAAAAGCACGGGACAGACGCUGGUCUCCCGCGGGCAAGACACCCAGGAAACUCGGACGCAUAUUUACGUAGCUUUGAGACAUUAAUUACGCCCAGACCGUUCUCAUUACACGACGAAAUGAUCAUAAGAUGGUGACCAAACGCCUGCUGAUACUACUGCCGAUAUUCCUGUCCUGCGUUUUAGCUUUCCCGAAAAGGGUGUCUGUAGCGGGACUGUUCGACGAGGAUGAAGCGAUCCAGCGGACGUUCGAGUCAUCGGUGAGGGCGGUGAACAAAGAGAGACAUGACAAUGAGGAACUGUCGAACGUGUAUCUGAUGCCGGAAUCGAACGAUAUUGAACCGGACGCGUUCGAAGUAUCCGCAAAAGUAUGCGAGAUGGUCAGCAUGGGUGUCGUUGGGAUCUUCGGUCCUCAGGACAAAGUAAUCGCGGAUCACGUGCAAAGCAUGUGCGAUACGAUGGACGUACCGCACAUCUCCGUGCGACAAGAUUCCGCUGAACCAUCGCAGCCACGUGGAAUAGGUCUCAAUCUGUAUCCGCACGUGAGCUCGUUAGCACGAGUGUACGAUCAACUCGUUACGGAGUUCAAGUGGACGUCCUUCGCGAUACUGUACGAGGAUAUCGACAGUCUGGUUCGCAUGCGUUUCCUAUUGAAACGAUGGGACCCCCAUGGUAAUUCCGCGUUCGUGUACUAUUUGGGAGACGGACCGAACUAUAGGGAAGCGAUGCAAGACAUCAAAGCGUCGGAAAUAGAGAACAUCAUCAUCGACUGCUCGUACGACAUACUUAGCGAGGUCCUCAGACAGGCCCAACAAGUUGGCAUCUUGUCCGACCGACACAGAGUAAUCGUGACUUCUCUGGAUCUGCAAACUCUGGACUUAGAGCCGUAUCAGUAUUCCGGCGUCAACUUCACUGGCGUACGGCUUAUUGAUCCCGAGGAUCCGAUAGUGCAACAAACUGUGGAAAAGCACAAGAACGAAUGGGGUCUGGACGAUCCUUCACAGCUGCGAAUCGAACCAGCGCUCAUGUACGACGCUGUGCAACUUUUCGCGAGAGCCUUCAAGCAACUGAAGGAUGCCACUAAGGGCGACAUCAAGAAGAUAACGUGCGACGAAAACGAGAGAUGGGAACACGGGCUCAGUUUGAGCAACUUUAUGCGAUCGGUAGAAACGAGAGGUUUGACGGGCCUCGUAAAGUUCGACAGAGAUGGUUUCCGCAGCAACAUACAAUUGGACAUCGUACGUCUCACCGAGAAUGGUUUGACAAAAAUUGGUACAUGGAACAGCACGUCGGGACAGAAUAUCGAAUGGGCGUCGGGCGUUAGCAAGAAGAAGUCUGAUAUGGAACUAAGUUUACAAAAUAAAACUUUCGUAGUCUUGAUAUCCCUCACCCCGCCAUACGGCAUGCAAAAAGAAUCCUGGACGACGUUGAGCGGUAAUGAACGUUACGAGGGUUUCGGAAUCGACAUCAUACAACAAAUCAGCGAGAUACUCGGAUUCAACUACACCCUGCAGGAGGAGUCUGAUUACGGAUCCUUGAAUAAGAACACGGAAAAGUGGUCCGGCAUGCUCGGGAAAAUUAUAGCUGAGGAAGCAGACCUGGCCAUCACGGAUUUAACGAUCACGUCAGAACGAGAAAGUGCUGUCGAUUUCACAAUGCCUUUCAUGAAUUUAGGUAUAAGCAUCCUCUACCGAAAGCCAACAAGAGCGCCUCCUAGUCUAUUCUCGUUUCUUUCUCCGUUUUCAAAUGGAGUUUGGUUAUAUUUGAUUGGAGUCUACAUAAUAGUGUCCCUCUUGUUAUUUAUAAUUGGUAGACUAUGCCCGGCGGAAUGGAAUAAUCCUUAUCCUUGUAUCGAGGAUGCCGAAGAAUUGGAAAAUCAAUUUACAUUCAAGAAUGCAUUUUGGUUCGCGAUAGGCAGUAUUAUGCAACAAGGCAGUGAGAUUGCACCUAUAGGCAUUUCUACGAGAAUGAUGGCAGGAUCCUGGUGGUUUUUCUGCCUCAUAAUCGUAUCUAGUUACACCGCGAACCUCGCGGCAUUUUUAACUGUAGAGACCGUGGUGUCACCGUUCGACAAUGUUGAGGAGCUUGUAAAAAAAAAGACGAUAAAAUACGGAGCGAAACAAAAAGGGUCCACGUUCAAGUUCUUCGAAACUUUUGGCAAUCCCAAGGAUAGCAAUCACUCCACGUACAAGAAAAUGUACGAUUACAUGAUCGCUAACGCGGAUGACGUGCUACCGGCGAGGAACGACGACGGUGUGCAGAAGGUUAAGCUCGAAGAAUACGCCUUUUUAAUGGAAUCGAGCUCCAUCGAGUACAUUACGGAACGUUAUUGCAACGUCACACAAGUCGGUGGUCUGUUAGACGAAAAAGGCUAUGGUAUCGCUAUGAAGAAAUAUUCGCCUUAUCGGACCGCCUUGAACAAAGCCGUUUUGCAGUUAUCGGAAAGUGGGAUAAUCACCGAAUUGAAAAAGAGGUGGUGGACACAAAAGCGAGGCGGAGGCAAAUGUAGGGAAGCCGGCGGAACUAGCUCGGCGCAACCGCUUGAUCUCGAAAAUGUUGGCGGGGUGUUUCUCGUACUCGCUGUGGGUGUUGCCCUAUCUUGCGUGUACACCGUACUCGAGCUACUUUGGGAUGUUGCCCGAACGUCUAUCCGGGAAAAUGUGUCUUUUAAGGAAGAAUUGAUAAACGAAGUGAAAUUUAUCCUCAAGUGCAGCAACACGAAGAUAGUACGAAGAAAAAAUGGACUAUCCAACAAAAGCGGCAACGGCAGUACGAGGGGAUGCACCCCUCCGUACGGUUUCAUACCGACGGUAAUAACAACGUCGCCAACUGACAAUUAACGGCCGCGCGCGAAUCUCGAGUAAUAAUAAAAAGUACCGUUUGCAUACGCGGACUUAUUGCAUUAUGGCCCGCGUUCGCUCACGGUCUCAUAUGAACUUUCGGACUAACACAAAGGACUACAUCGUCAGCAUUUUAGGAUAAAAUUCGCGGAUCAAACAAUAGAAAAUUAUGCGAAUCACAAUUUUUCUGACACUAUAAGAAUUAUAAGAAAUAUAUGCGACACUGUUUACAAACGUGGGUGCGCUCUAACUUUUAUCUGUUGAUAUCCCGCACGCGUCCAAGCCAAUAACUAAAAGACGACGAAAAACGAUAAGGAUAAGUGUGUUUUAACUACGGCUUCACAAUAUUAUUAAGCAGGUUGUUUUCACGGCGUAUUUUAUACUUCUCGCAUUUUUAACAAUAUAUGUAAGUAGAUACUUAGACUCUCUCUCUCUCUCUCUCUCUCUCUUUUGAAGUUAGAACGAAGGAGCGUACACAAGAACUGCGAGAACCCGAAGAGAGCGCGAGUGAAAGAAAGAAAUUUAUUGUAUCAGAUAUUAUGGCAAUUUUUGCGCGCGGGGUUCGCACGCCGCGGAUACGCACCUCUGGGAACGCAUUUCCCGGUAAUCACGCGCUUCAUUUUCCUGAAGAUAAUCACCAUUCGCUAAGGCGCGCGCUUUUAGACCACCGGCGCCGUAAUUAGGGAUUCGCGGAAUCAUGCUGUGACAUGUAGUAUUAAUAUCGGAAACGAUAAGAGAAUCGUGCCGUUCUCCUGAUCGAGAUAAGCCACGAUCAUGCGCAAGAGAGUAGGACGGUCUACGAGAAGGUACGACGGUCCUAUUACCUACUUCUCGAGCUUGCAUGUGGUGGAAAUAGUCAACCGGUGGCUAUGGGAUAGUUUAGCCACUGACUUCGAUAGCGCCGGUUCGCGACACAUCCGAGUUUGGUGACGGCUAGUUUCCUUCGCGCGAAAUCCCACUGUGCUUUCUCCACAGUGUGUGUGUGUGUGUGUGUGUAUGUGUGUGUGUGUGUGUGUGCGCAAAUAAUUCGCGACGAAUCUUUCGAUUAUCCGCGUGCGAGUGAUCGGACGCAUCCGUCAAUCCGGACGGGCGAGCAAAGUAAACAGUCGAGCAAAAGUACUUUACCUCUCCUUUCUUUUUAUUGAUCACGACGCGAUGGAUGCUCGCGGAUCGCGUCGAUUUGCAUCAUCUAUCGCGUGGACUUGCGAAGCAUUAGCCACGUAACAUCGCAUCGUUGAAAAAUGGUUCGUUUUGCCGCGCGAAACGGAAGAGCCGAGUGCGCGUUUCACGACGCGCUCUUCUGGCGCCCGCAUUCUAUUUUAGCAACUGACCGUGCGGAUAAUAUAUAGCUCGUGUCACACCACGUUGCUUAACGUUUUGUCAUAAUGAGAUCGAGGUUUAAAAGCCCUUGAUUACCCGCGUACUGCAUCGGGCGCAAAGUGACAAACUAACCAGUCGAGUUCAUCGCCCGAUGGGAACAUCGGCUUAGGACUAAUCGCAACACGCUUUUUUAACAUGUUCGCUACCAGCGUCGCACAUGUGUGAUGCACCGCGAUCUCUCAUUUCAAGCUCAUCUUUACUGCACAUUUUCAAUUUUACUUAAUAUGUUUGCUACGGCGGAAUCACUAUAAUUUUGUUCUAUAUCUUCUACAUAUGAACAAGUCAAGUCUGACACAAUUACCUGAAAACAGAUAUAACAUGGUCUGUGGGGAGAAUUCCGCAAAUAAACCGUAAUAGCGAACGUGUUAAUUGGUAGAUUUUGGGAAACCCGUGUCCGCUGAACAAUGCAUACCACUGACCGGCAAUGACCGCUGAAACAUCAUUAACACGCUUCCCUUAUCGAUACACGGUUAACCAUGGAAGAGAUUUACUCGAGAUCGAUGUAUGGCACACGUAAUUAAGCUGAACUAAAAUAAAUUUAUUUAUCUGAA